Messenger RNA from Aspergillus caelatus, 5728 nucleotides. RefSeq lists its product as uncharacterized. The transcript is spliced from 4 exons. The coding region runs from base 455 to 5128 and encodes 1557 amino acids. The record is from RefSeq and is a predicted model, not a curated record. NCBI's taxonomy places the organism in Eukaryota, Fungi, Ascomycota, Eurotiomycetes, Eurotiales, Aspergillaceae.
UUUUUUUUCCCACCUUUUUUAUAUUUUCCUAUUCUAUGAUCGCUUCUUUAUUUGAUUGAUUGAUCUUUUUCCCUUGAUUCUUCUAUACUUGCCUGCGUUUCUUCCUCCCACCCCCCUCCUCUUCUCUCUCUCUCCCUCUCCCACGAUCCCUCAUCCACGACCUCUUUAUAACAUUCCGUUGUCUGUUUUCCUUUCCUACUUUACCUUUGUCACCCUCUUCUUCUACCCCGCCUUCCAACCCGUCCUUAUCGUCCAUCUAUCAACCCUGGAGCCGUCGAUCGUGUCGCAUUGCCCUCAACAGGAUACUGUUCCCCAUGAGGACCGUGAUCCUUUCUCUUCUUACCCUUUAAGGGCUAAACAAUGCGAUAGAGAGACGGUUCCUGGAGUCAGGGGCAACCUGCGACCUCACACGUCCUCUUGGCUAUCUGGCCGGGAGACUGCCCAUGGCAACAUCAUGUUCGAUGCCCAAUCUGAUGGUCUCUCGUCGACCUUAGCUUAUGUGACCAAUCUAAUGCCCUCCAUUCGGCCUGUUUCACCAUGUGAUAGUACAUCUCAGUCACCUGCUGCGACUGCCAGCAUGUCCCCAAUCCGGUUCUCCCCCGAGUUUACGGGUCGGAUUACAGGUGAGCCUGGAGAUUCGGACCUCGCAAGUUCGCGAUUCAUCGCAACACCCGUCUACCCCGACGAUGAAUGUCCUUCGGGAAUGCCGCCCCGCACCAUCUCAUCCGUGCCUAUGGAGGUUGGCCCUAAGGUUUCUUUUGAGUGUCUGGCCAAAUGUUACCGUCAAAACCAGCAGAAACAAACCCGUCGGAAAAUUUUGGAACAGCGUCUCCAUGCCACCAAAGUAUCUAUGGGUGUCUCUGCGCGCCUGGUCCGCGUGGGUGCCACCAUUCAGCGCGGCUUGGUUGACCGAUUGAGACAUGAUGACAAGGCCAAUUUCAUUUCACUUUACCAGACCCUGAUUGAUCUCCAGGAAUCAUGUGAUUCUGCCUUUCGGCGUCACUUUCACCGGCAGGAUCCGUUGGAAGAAUGGCCAUCAUCUCCCGAGUCCACAGUGGAUCAUACCCCGGAUUUUUUCGUCCAGUUGAGUCCCCAAUCCCGGACUGACCUGAUUGAAAUUCUGCAAUUGGUCCGCACCGAUCCUCAGUUUUUGUUUGAAAGGUUAUGCAGCUUGACCCCGGCCCAGCUGGGCUCUUUGGUAUCAUCCUCGGCUCCUUCGUGGGACGCCGGUGAUCUCACGUCCCCUUCAGCUUCCCGAUCCCGGAACUAUCCUUCCUCCAAGCGCAAUCUUUCCACAUCCAUCCCUGUUAAGGACCAUGUGCUCGCCUUCGAGAGAGCGGAUGCUAUAUCCACUAUGCUGUUUAAUGCCUUUGCGGCCCCUCUGGACUCGGAUGCCCCUGAAGCCAAAUUGCGCCUGGAUGUGUGGUCUUCUGUUUGCGCGAAGCUCAUUGCGGAUGGCAGCAGCAGAUUCCAUCCUCUCCUCAGCCACAUAUUGGCCGCCUGGUCCAUGGGCAGUGAUUGGAAAGCUAAGCCCAAAUUUGAACUCUACCUCAUGGAUAUUCUCCAAACUGGUGCAUUCCUCUUGGAACAUGUAGAUACCCCACCCGGUCUGAACUUUGACGCUGAGCUUCCAGACCCUUUGAGAACGGAUGUAGCCGAAGAAUUCUUUGCCUCUGCGGUAGAUGAUUUAUUCCGACUUUUGGAUGACCCAGACGGAGGACUUCCCGUUGGGGUGAUGGAACUGAGCAGCGCCAUAUUGCAAAAGCUGGAUCGCCAGGACUGUCGUGAUCGAUUUCUGGAGUUCCUGUUUACCCAGUGGUACUUUUCUAAAUUCCUCUAUGGUGCACUAACCUUCCCUGAGGCCCACGGACUCUUGCUUGACUUCCAUAUCAGAAAAGACGCGCGAGAGAAACUCUUAGGACAAGUUGGACUCCAGGCUUAUUAUCAGGUCUACGCCAUCCUACGAUCAAUGACUCACUACUCUAUGGCGCGUCCCACGGUUAGACACCAUGUUGAGAACAUGCUCUUACGAUUCCAAAAUGUGGCCUCGGAAAGACAAGCCCAUAUCCCGCGCUCGUCGUACAUAAGCUCUGCAGGUGGACGCGAGUCACCGGCUGUCUUUUUGAUGCUUUCGGCCACUGACAUUCUCAGCCUACUGAAUGCGCUUUUCCCCAGGACAUGCUCUCCUGUGUGCAACUCUCCAACUCCAUCUUCGGGCGUUUCUGGUUCUUUCAGGUCUCUCAGGUCUCUGCAAUCCGUCUCGGAAAGACAGGGAACUUCGGUAGCCGAACCGGGCUUUUUCAAACCCAUUGUCAAUAAUUAUUCCAGGCGUCCUUCUAUCAGAGGGCUCUUCUCAACUGACAUGGAUUUCUUGUCGCUCCCAGAGAAUUCUUUAGCUCGCAAUGCCGAUCGGAUUCGCUUCGAACUCUCCGAUUUGGGUGAACCUUAUGGUCGCUCCAACUUGGAGCCCCUAUCCGCCGAAGAAUGGACCAUAUUUUCAGUUACCCAGAACGGAAGGCGUCUGCUCUGGAGCCUUUUCUCCGACAAUCAACCCACCUACCAUAAAAUCGCAUCAGAUGAUGACGUUCAAUCCACCGCCUUAGGCCUAGAAGAUAACUUCGAAGCUCUUCAAACAGCUAUUGUAAAACUGAUCCAAGAAAAUCCGGCCGAUGACCAUGUUGAAAUUGGUUUUCAAGCCCACGAUGCUCUGCAAACAGACAGUCUGUCCCUCAAGCAAAGGUUUGAUCGGGCUAUGGCUUAUUGUCACCAUACCUCUGACUUCAUUGGUGCCCAUUAUUGGUGGAACGCCGGCCGACAGCUUGUUCGGACUGCCGCCAGCUCUUCUACUCGGCUUGCAGAUGACUCGUGGAUUCUUCAGCCAAUGCAUACCUCGAGUGUCCGCUCCCUUCAGACUUCACGCUCCGUUAUUGAACGCUGCGAAAGUGACUUUGUUGCUCUCGACCGCCAUAUGCAGCGACUGCAGCGAACAGUUAAGGACAUGAUGGCCACGGUGGCAAAGCUGCGAGACAAGAUGUGGUAUAUGACCGAUGUAAAGAACUCAAAGAGGUAUGAGGAAGCUAAACAUGUUGCGCUGGCAUUGAAGACGAUGAUAUACUCCGCACGUCUCUACAAACAGACACCUAAUGACAGUCGAUCCCGGGGCGCUGGAAGAUCAUUCGGUGGGUCUUUACUGCAAAAGCCAGAGCUACAGGUUAUGGAUCUUAUGAAGGCGCCGAGAAGCUAUGGUAGUCCGAAUAAACUCUCGGACGAACAGGUGGAUUUACUUCGAAAAUGGCUGUCCCAUAACAAUAUCGAGAAUUUCUGUAAAGGGGAGGAACGAAUCCACCGGUUUUGUUACGAGGUCAAAUCAAGUGUCAGCCGGCUAGUCGGAGAGACUAUGGCGGAAACACCUGUCUUGUGGGCCAGUGAACUAUACCAUCGAGAACGAGCCAAGUAUGAAGGCUCCAGCAGCCGAAAUUUCCUUGGUCUUUCUUCUAGUCUACGGCCCUUCAGCAUCGCCGGUGAGGAGCCUAACAAUUCACUGCCUUCAUAUUCCAAUAAUUUUCGCCCAGCCGACUCACAGUCAAGGUUCUCACAUGAACCUCCUCCGUUGAAUACGAAAACGUCCUUCCAGAGUUUGAUCUCUGACAAGUGGAGGGUUCCUCGAGAGCCAUCUAUCGCCGAUACUUCUUCUGUCGUGGGCUCCCCAGGAAGGACCCCGUCGACCUGCACCGGAGAUUCCUGCAGCACGUUUUGGUCGGCACCACACCAGGCCACACAGUAUGCUCCGAGCGCGUCCAGCCUAUACUCUCGACCCCCAUCGCUCCUGAGUGAGACUGCAAGCCAGCAACCCCGACGCAACGAUCGUAAAAUCCUUGGAAAGGCGGCAUUUUUGGAUGGACUACGACAAACGCUUACAAGCCUUCUGUUAAGUGAUUUGGGCUCACCGGUGUGGAGCUGCGGCAGCGAGACCGAUGCCUGGUUUGGUAAUGCUCUAGAUCAGAAGAGAAUCCAAGCACAAAUGAAGAAACGGGCUCGGAUACAGCGGUUCUAUACAGAGUACGACGAGCGGCUGAUCCGCCAAGCUAUCCGUCGAACAUCGCCAAGUUCGCGAAGAAGCAAAUCACUUGGACCUUUAGAGGGAGAAGAACCCCAUAUGAUCAAGACAUUACCUUGCUCCACGAGCGAUGCCAAUGCGAGUUUUGACGACCAACCCCCAUUCUCAUACAAAGCCGUUUUUCGUCGCUUGAUCGAGGUCUUCUCACGCCAUGGAAGCCCAUUUGCCAAGCUGAAUGCGUUACGUGACCUACGCGCCUUGGUCAUCGCCUCACUGAACUCAGUUAAUGACGACAAAACUCAUUUUCUUCGCGUCACUGAAUCUUCUUGUCACAGACGCAAUUUUGGUAUUGAAGGGAGGAGAGCAGCUCGCCACAGCUUCUUAGAAACCCAGGCAAAUCGGGUCUCGGCCAGAUUUACCCAUACUCCAACAUCUCCUACCGACGAGUCAGUCAUCUUUGACUCCCGCCCCUCUGACUAUCUAGCCCCAACGGAAAGCCAAAUCGUGGAGGCCCUGCGUGAUAUAAUCCUCGAAGUGAAACCAAAGACUCUAUUCCGUGAUUUGCAAUUUAUUUCAUCCUUUGUCCCUAGUGAGACAUUGAAUAAGACCGAUAGUGGAACCGCAUUCUUACAGUUUGGUUUGGCUGCCCUAAGCUUGAAGGACGAGAUCUGCAACAGCAUGGUUGAAAUUGCCGACAACAUUGUCUCCCAAGAGCUCAGCCGGCGCCACCUACCUCAUGGGCAUGACAUGCAUGCAAGGUCCGGUCAUGCCAUUGAGGAUGCUGCUGGGAUGUGGAUCAUUACUGCGAAAGAGGGGAACCCAGUUGCUCAGCGGGAGCUGGCAAUUCUCUAUCUCACCCACCCUGAGCUUCUCCCUCGUGUCACCCUGCCUCUCACUUUUCUGCGGGAUACAUUUAAAGAGGAGACGUUACCCCGGCGGGAUAAGGACCCCAAGUCUGACCCGCAGAGCAUGUGUUUGGCACUGCACUGGAUGCAGCUGUCGGCCAACGGAGGAGACGAGCUUGCGCGGAACAGACUUCGCGAACUCGAAGAAUUCGAUUCUAUCGCAUAGUAUUCAUUACAACUAUGCAUGUGAUUUUUCAAGGGGCUUAGGCUCUUUGGCUUCUUUUCCUGUAAUGUCACGAUACCAUUCAUGAUUCGCUAUUACCUGUUUUUCUUUUUCUCGAUAUUCUCUACCCAACCCCGUUUGACCCUUUACACCUGACUAAUGCUUUUGCAUUUAUUUACAAUAUCUUGCCAACAUGGAGAAUUUCCCUGCCCUGUAGUUAUACUCUGUUACAUCAGCGUCUCAUAUUUUGCAUGAGAGCAGGAACGGAGUUUUGGGUUCCUUCCCUCUCUUAUUAUCUGCAGUCUUCUUCUCUUAGUCUUAUCUUAUAAGAUUCCCCUAUACUGUUAUUGAUUGGUUCUUCUUUAUUUUUAUCUUCUAUUUUAAACAGGGUGGCAUUCUGCAUUCUCUUCGCUUUCCCCCAUUUUCUGGGUUGAGAAUCUUUGGAGUUCUACACCUUGGACUGUAGAGAUUAUAGGAGUGGUGGCCGUCUGCUCAUCAUAUACAAUUCCUAUUGCCCUCUCCUCGCUUUUUAUAGGGGCUAAAGUAUGUCGUUAUAAAGGUCGAUAAAAUUGAGUUUUCCGAGCAGCCGUAGCUGGCAUUUGA